AUACGCACUGUCCGAAAUUUGAGAGAACACAACUCGCAUGCCCACCAAUCUAUCCACUACCAAGCAGCGAGGAUGGGUUUCGCUUUUCCUCCUCCAACAUUCUCCAUGGGAACUUUUCUUCUCGCCCUGAGCAUUUUCCUAGUGUUGCCGGAGCUUUCAGCAGGCAUCACUAGGCACUACAAGUUCGAUAUAAGGUUGCAGAACCUGACGCGAUUGUGCCACACACGGAGCGCGGUGACGGUGAACGGGCAGUUCCCGGGGCCUAAGAUUGUUGUAAGAGAAGGCGAUCGGGUCGUUGUGAAGGUGGUCAACCAUAUUCAGAACAAUAUCACCAUCCACUGGCAUGGCAUCCGGCAGCUUCAAAGUCAGUGGGCCGACGGCCCAGCAUACAUAACCCAGUGCCCCAUCCAGACGGGCCAAAGCUACGUCUACGACUUCACAAUAACAGGGCAGAGAGGCACGCUCUGGUGGCACGCUCACCACUCCUGGCUGAGGGCCACGGUCUACGGACCCUUCAUCAUCCUCCCCAAGCGUGGCGCCUCUUACCCCUUCCCCAAACCCCACAAAGAAGUUCCCAUGCUCCUCGGUGAAUGGUUUAACGAAGACCCUGAGGCUAUCAUUUCCCAGGCCCUUCAGACCGGUGCAGGCCCAAAUGUCUCCGAAGCUCACACAAUUAAUGGUCUGCCUGGUCCUCUGUACAAUUGCUCCGCCAAAGAUACGUUCAAGCUGAAGGUGAAGCCCGGAAAGACGUACCUCCUCCGGCUGAUCAACGCUGCACUCAACGACGACCUCUACUUCAGCAUUGCCAACCACUCCAUGACCGUCGUCGAGACCGACGCCAGCUACGUGAAGCCCUUCGACACGGACACCAUCCUCAUCGGGCCAGGCGAAACCACCAAUGUUCUCCUCCGCGCCAAGCCUGCCUCACCAAAUGCCACCUUCUUCAUGGCUGCCAGGACCUACAACACCGGUCUCGGCACCAUCGACAACACCACCGUCGCUGGCCUCCUCGAGUACUCGUGCACUUCGUCCAGCUCCAUCAAAAAGCUCCCGCUCCUCAAACCAACCCUCCCAGCUAUCAACGACACUGCCGCUGCUGCAAACUUCAGCACCAAGUUGCGCAGCCUGGCGAGCACGCAGUUUCCGGCCAAUGUGCCCCGAACCGUGGACCGGCGUUUCUACUUCACCGUCGGGCUCGGCACGAGACCGUGCCCCAAGAACCAGACAUGCCAGGGGCCCAAUGGGACCAAGUUCGCUGCAUCCAUCAACAACGUGUCGUUUGUUUUCCCAUCCAUGGCUCUCCUCCAGGCCCAUUACCUGGCGCGGUCCAACGGGGUCUACACGAGCGACUUCCCCCACAACCCUCCGUUCCCAUUCAACUACACCGGGACUCCACCGAACAACACCUUUGUGAGAAACGGGACCAGGGCGGUGGUGCUUCCCUUCAACACGAACGUGGAGCUAGUCAUGCAGGACACCAGCAUUCAAGGUGCGGAGAGCCACCCAUUGCACCUCCAUGGCUACAACUUCUUCAUCGUCGGCCAAGGCUCCGGUAACUACGACCCCGUCAACGAUCCAGCCCGGUUCAAUCUUGUGGACCCGGUCGAGAGGAACACUGCCGGAGUGCCGUCCGGCGGAUGGAUUGCCAUCCGAUUCCGGGCUGAUAACCCAGGUGUGUGGCUCAUGCACUGCCACUUCGACGUGCACCUGAGCUGGGGACUGGUGAUGGCGUGGGUCGUCAACGACGGGGCACUCCCCGGACAGAAGCUGCCACCACCGCCGUCCGAUCUUCCGAAGUGCUGACAUUGACCGCUGGAUUUGAACCCGACACUUUCCGUUUAAUUUGGGGUUUUUGUUAGGCUGUUUUUCUUAAUCUCCUCACUUUUGGUUUUGCGAAAAUAUCGGGCCGUAAAAAGGGGCUUCGUUUGGGUGUGUUGUUUUUGGCAAUUAGGCUGGAGAAAUAACUUGUGAAACGCACGUGGCACCUUCUGCAAGUGCCAUCUUGAUGUUUGCUGUCUUUCUGUAAUAUCUUUUUCGUGUUUUCCAAUAAAGUUCAGCUCGAUUUAAUUA
Messenger RNA from Phoenix dactylifera (date palm), 2070 nucleotides. RefSeq names its product laccase-17-like. NCBI's taxonomy places the organism in Eukaryota, Viridiplantae, Streptophyta, Magnoliopsida, Arecales, Arecaceae. Gene Ontology annotation, molecular function: copper ion binding; hydroquinone:oxygen oxidoreductase activity. Gene Ontology annotation, cellular component: apoplast. Gene Ontology annotation, biological process: lignin catabolic process. The record is from RefSeq and is a predicted model, not a curated record.